Mercurialis annua (annual mercury) is the source of this 438-nucleotide messenger RNA. Its product is annotated as ABC transporter G family member 23-like. Bases 1 to 438 code for a protein of 145 amino acids. The record is from RefSeq and is a predicted model, not a curated record. Lineage: Eukaryota; Viridiplantae; Streptophyta; Magnoliopsida; Malpighiales; Euphorbiaceae. The transcript has 5 exons. Gene Ontology annotation, molecular function: ATP binding; ATP hydrolysis activity.
AUGAAGUGUAAUACUCAUAGUCGAUUCUUCAUGUGUGAACAUGGCUAUUUCCUUCUUAAGUCGUCUCAAUUUUCAAGUGACCUUUUAUUUAAGGAAAUUUUAAGUGUAUUGAAACCUGCUCAAGAAGAUAAUCUACUUCCUUUACUUACAGUGCAAGAAACGUUAAUGUAUAGUGCAAAAUUUAGGCUCAGAGGGUUAAGUAUGAGCUCAAAAGAUAGAGAAAAAUUAGUAGAAAAUUUGAUGAUGGAGCUUAAACUUUCUCAUGUUGCUCAUAGUUUUGUUGGUGAUGAAGAAAAAAGAGGAAUUUCUGGUGGAGAAAGAAAAAGAGUAUCAAUUGGUGUUGAAAUGAUUCAUAAUCCUGCAAUUUUAAUUCUUGAUGAGCCAACUUCUGGGCCGCCAACAUUUUCUUACACUGAAUCCUCAACUCCGAGCUAUUGA